This is a messenger RNA of Closterium sp. NIES-65, 5430 nucleotides long. NCBI's taxonomy places the organism in Eukaryota, Viridiplantae, Streptophyta, Zygnematophyceae, Desmidiales, Closteriaceae. The record is from the annotation of a GenBank genome assembly.
AUGCGGCCGUCGCCGGCAGCGCCUGCAGGCGACCCGCCACCAUCGCGGCGAAGGGCGGCAGCGGCGGCCGCCGCCAAUCUACCAUCUGGCGGCGACCCCUCUCCGCAACCCUCCGGGUCGGCGGGAAGAUCCCGCGGCGCGCGGCAGCAGCCGCGGCUGCAGGCGCGGCAGCUGCAUGAGCACGGCUCACCGUCCCCGAUAGAAGCCUCUCCGUUUGGAGCAACCGGCGCAGUAGUAGAUCUGACGGGCUCGGGGGGAACUACAGCUGCUGCUCGCAGCGCAGGAGCGGCGGUGUCCCCCUCCCCGGCCUCCGGGGAGGGCAGCGCGCGGAGGAAGCGGGGGAGGCGGGAGCUGGACGCGCUGCUUGGCGCUGGGGGAAAGGGUGGCGCGGACAGUCCCAGCCAAGGGGGGAGCCCGGACGUGGAAGGAUGGGAGGGCCGGCGGAGCAUACGACGUUUCAGCGGGGAAGGGGGAAGGGGAGGGGGGAGGACUGCAGAGAGGGGCGGAAGGGAGUUGGGUAGAGAGGGUGAUAUGGCGGCAGAGGGGAAAGCGGGGAAGGGGGCGGGGAAGGGUGACCGGAAGGAGAGUGAGGAUGUGGGGGGAGGGUUGGAGAGCGAGGAGGAGAGGGAGGGUGAAGGGAAGGCGUGGGCAUUGAGGGGGGCAGGUAGAGGAGCUAUUGGCAGGGGAACAAGGGGAAGGGGUAGAGGUGGGAGAGGAGGGGCUGUGGGGACGAGAGGAGGAACCGGGCGGGGGGUAGGAGGAAUGAGAGGUGGGGGCCGAGGCAGCGCGAGAGGGAGGGGACGAUGGGGACGAAGAGGGGCAGAGGGGCACGGAAGGGGUGAGGGGAGGGGAGUGAAAGAGGUAGAAGAAGAGGAAGAAAAGGAAGAGGAGGAAGAGAAGGAGGAGGAGGAGGAGGAGGAGGAGGAGGAGGAGGAGGAGGAGGAGGAAGAAGAGGAGGAGGAAGAAGAAGAGAAGGUGGAGGAGGAGGAAGAGGAGGAGGGGGAGGGAGGGGUGGACGGGGGAGAAGGGGGUGUGGAUUUGGUAGGGAGUGAAGGAGGAGAUGACGAUGGGGACGAAGGGCGUGUGGGGAAUGGGAGGAUGGCGAGGAGAAGAGGGAAGUUGAAGGGUAAGGGCGUGCUGCUGGCUGGAGGGGUGAAGGAGGUGAUAUUGGGGGGGGAUAAAGGAGGGAGUGCGGAGGAGAAAGAGGGUAGAGAGGGUGAGAAGGAGGAACGGGCGGAAGAAGAUAAGAGUAAGAAAGAAAAGCAGGAGGGUCGGGGAAAUGGGGGGCGUGUUGAGGAAGGCGCCGAGAGGGGAGAGAAGAGUAGUGAGGGUUUGAGUGCUCAGGAUUUGUUGUUAAGAAAGAAAGGAAACGGCGCCAGAAUCAGUGUGUGUGUGACAGUCGAGGGGCAGAGGGAGAGAGAGGAGCAGAAAGAGAGAGAGGUGCAAAAAGAGAGAGAGGGGCAGAAAGAAAGAGAGGGGCAGAAAGAGAGAGAAGGGCAGAGAGAAAGAGAGGGGCAGAAAGAUCGGGAGGAACUGGGGGGAACGGAGGGGCAGCGAGGGAGGGAGGUGAAGGGAGUGAGGGGACAGGGGAAGGCAGGAGAAAACAGGCAAAGGGUGGGCACGCAUGCGAGGUUGGAUGGAACUGAACGUGAGGGGCAGGGUAAGAAGAGAGAAAGUGCAGUUUUUGAGUCGACUAAAGAAUCACAUGCGAGCUUGAAUGCAGCGGGACGUGAGGGGCCGGGUAAGGAGAGAGAGAGUGUGGAGCGUGGUUCAAUGAGUGAGGGAGAUGUGUGCGAGGUGGUUGCUGCUGGGAGAGAGGAUGGUGGGACUGGUGGCGCGAAUGGCGAGAGCGAGAGAGGAGGCGGAGGUGAGAGUGAGAGCAAUGGUGAGGGUGAGGGUGCACGUGAGGUUGGGGUUGGGAGGACAGGAAAGGAUACUGUUGGGGCUGUUGAGAUACAGGGAAGUGCAGAGCGGGUGAGAAUGGCAGGAGGAAGGUUGAGAGGUGAGGAAGAGGGAAAGGAAGGUGGGGUUAGUGUGGAGGGUGGAGUGAGUGUGGAGGCUGGUUUGGAUGAUCUGAGGGGGGGUAGAUUGAGGAUGCGCAGAUGGAGUGAGGUGGUGGGGGAGGGUGGUUGGGGUGGUGGAAGGAGGGAUGUGAGGGGGGAGAGAGGGCGGGAGAGGAGAGGGCGGGGGAGGGAGCGAGGGGCGAGAGGGAAGAGUGCAGGGCGGUGGGGCGCAAGGGUGGUGCGUCCUCAGCGGCGGGUGGGGAAAGAGAAGGACAGGGUGGGAGAAGGGGAUGAGGAGGAGGAGGAAGGAAGUGAAGGGCAGGAUGAGGAGGACGUGUGGUUGAUUCCGAGUGGAGAGGAAGAGGGAGGGGAGGUUGGUGCAUAUGAUGCGGAAAAGGAGAAAGAGAAGGUGGAGGAGGUGGAGGAGGAGGAAGUGGGUGAGAGGGCAGGGAAGGAGCAGAGGAGCAGAGGAAGACGUGGUGGGGAUGAGGCAGCAGAGGUGGAGGAAGAUGUGGAGGAGGUACCUCCGGUGAGAAGUGGUGGGGAGGAGGAGGUAGAGGGAAAAGAGGAAGAGGCAGGAAUGCGUGAGGAUGAUGGGAGGGAGAGUGCAAGCAGGUGGAGGGGCAGGGAGAAGAGGAGGAAAAGAGGGAGAGAGGAAGGUGUGAGACGGGGAGGCAAGUCAAAGGCAGUUGGUGAUGCGUCAGGAGAAGAGGAUGUGGUGGAAGCUAGGGAGCAGCAGCAGCAGCAGCAGCAGCAGCAGCAGCAGCAGCAGCCGCAGCCGCAGGAGAGGGCUAUGGCUGUGGUAGAGAGGAAGAUGAAGGGGUUUGAGGGGCGCGUGGGGAUGAAGAGGAGUGGGACGAGGAGUCAGACGGGUGGCAGCAGGCGUGGUGAUGGAUUGAGGAGUGGAAGAGAAGAAGACGGAGGAGAAGAGGAAGAAGAAGAGGAGGCAAGCGUACAGGGGAAGGAGGGGAAGGAUGGGAAGGAUGGGAAGGAUGGGAAGGAUGGGAAGGAUGAGAAGGAUGAGAUGGCUGUAGGAGAGGGGGUUUCUGGGAACGAUAGUGACUUGGAGGAUCAGGAAGGGGCAGGAGAUGAGGUGGAGACGGGGGAGGUGAGAGAAGCGGACAGCGGAGGGGUUGAUGGGGUGGAGAAUGGUGAUUUUGUUCUUGGUGAUUCGGGAAUGGGGGAUGUGAAAGGGGAUAUGGAGCGAGAGAGGUUGAUGGGUGCACAGGCAGCAGCAGGGAGAGGGGUGGAAGGUGGAGGAGAGGGGGGAAGGGAUGGGGGGCUGGGAAAGGGGCUUAUGAGCGUGAGCUGGCAGCAGGCUCAGGCGCUGCUGCUAACGCAAGAGACAGCAGCUGCAGAUGACGAGGGGGAGGAGGGCGAGGGAGAGGCGGGAGAGGGAGAGAGGGAAGGGGAGGAGGGGGUUGAAGAGGAGGGAAGGAAGGAGGAGGAGCACGAGGAGGCGGCAGAUGCAGGAGGAGCAGGAGAAAGAGAUGGAAGAGUAGGGAGAGGAGGAGAAGGUGGGGAUUCAACUGGGGGCGUAUUGGACGGGAAAGCAGGGCGUGGGUGGGGACGAGGAGGGAGAGGAGGAGGGCGGGAGGGGAUGAGAACGGCAGGUGGCGGGGGAGGGGGCGGUGGAACACCUGGGAGGGGACAGGGACAGGGAAAGAGUGAGCAAGGGCUUACGGAACGAGGAGGAACGCCUGGGAGGGGACAGGGACGGGAAAAGAGUGAGCAAGGGCUUAUGGAACGAGGAGGGGUUGGAGUGAGAUUGAGGAGAGUGGAGCAUGGGGGAGGGCAUGGGGAUGAGGUGAAGGAGGAAGCGGAUGGGGAGGAGAAGGAGGGAGAGAGGGUGGUGAAUCGGCUUAGGCCCAGGCGGUCUGCUGUGGUGGCGGUGGAAGGCAGGAGGAAGCAGGAGGGAGGGUCUGCUCAUGGUGCUGCAAUGGGUGCUGCAAUGGGUGCUGCAAUGGGUGCUGCUCAUGGUGAUGCAAUGGGUGCUGCAAUGGGUGCUGCUCGUGGUGAUGCAAUGGGUGCUGCAAUGGGUGCUGCUCAUGGUGAUGCAAUGGGUGCUGCAAUGGGUGCUGCUCAUGGUGAUGCAAUGGGUGCUGCAAUGGGUGCUGCAAUGGGUGCUGCAAUGGGUGCUGCAAUGGGUGCUGCUCGUGGUGAUUGUAAGGAGGGAGUGGGCUCGCCUUUCGCUGCUGCUCAAGCUGCUCUGCGUGCGGCAACUGGUGGUGCUGCUGCUGCUGCUGCUGCUGCUGCUGCUGGUGGUGUUGCUGUGGGGUGUGCUGGUGCAGUGGACGAGGGAGUGAGGCAAGGGGCGGGUGGAGUGGAGGGUGUGUUGAGGCAGCUGCAGCUGCUGCGGCAGGAGAGGGAGCUGUCUCCUGUUGUGGAGGAGUUGGAAGAUGAGCAGUACUGGGAGUGGUGGGGGGGCGCGGAGGGAGAGGAGGAUGCAUGGGACGAGGAAGGGGAGGAGGGCGAGGAGGGCGAGGAGGGCGAGGAGGGCGAGGAGGGAGAGCAGGGAGUGGAGGGAAGCAAAGGAGGAGAGAGCAGCAGAGGAGAGGGGGGAAGGGAGGGAGGAGAUGAGGAGGACGAAAGGAAGGAGGGGAAGUUGAUGGAGGGAAGGAGAGUGGAGGUGGAGGAGGGAGAGAGUGGGAGGAGGAAUGUGGUGGGUAAGGGGGUGAAGAACCGGGGAGUGACAAGCAGUAUCAGACUGGUUAGUGGGUAUGAUUAUCACCGUGGGGGGGGGAAGGUGGAAGAGGAGGGGGGAGGAGGGGGGGUGCGGGGGAAGAAGAAAGGCGGGGCUAAGGCUAAAGCGAGAAAGAGUCUGAGGGCAGCAAGGAAGGCGCAGAAGAGAGGGAAAGGGGGAAGGUUCGUGAAGAUGGGGGAAGGGGGCGGUGUGGGUGGUUUGGUUGGGGGGAGUGGAAGGGGAGGGGCGCGUGGGAAGGAGGGUGGUACUGGGGAGGAUGGGCUGGGUGCGUCUGGGUUUGGAGAGGUGAGAAGCCGUGGACGAAGGGGUAGGACGGAGGAGGAGAUUGAGGAAGGUGCUGUGGCUCUGUAUGCUGAUGAUGGUGAUGGUGAAGGUGAUGGUGAGGAGGAUACGAGCGAUGAUGGGAGCGAUGAUGAUGUGAUGGAAGCAGGCUGGAAAGCAGAGAGUUUGGAUGUUGAGGAGGUGAGCAAGGGAGGAGAAGAGGAGGUGGAGGAGGAGGAGGAGGAAGAGGAAGAGGAUGAGGAUGAAGACGAGGAGGAUGAGGAUGAGGAGGAGGAAGAAGACGAGGAAUCUGAGGAGGAGGAUGAUGAUGAUGUGGUGCCGCAGAGAGAGGAGACCGAGGAGGAGCGGCGGCGACGGCUGGAGCAAGAGGACUCAAUGCUGCUGAGAUACCUGCAAGUGAAGGACGCACGGGAGGUGGGUGAGAGGGAGAGGGUGAUGUGA